AGAGGGGCGAGAGCAAGGUGGCUGAACUGGAUGAGCUCUGAGACGCACACAGACGCACGGGGACGCACAAGACGAGCGCGAGACACACAGGAAGCCGCUCUCCGUUACAGAUAUUUAAAAACAGAUGAGAAGAUUACGCGCGUUUCGCUGUUUGCUGGGAUGAGAAAGGUCUUCGGAGUAUCCAGAGAAUUACGCACGGAACUCCAUUCCAAGGUGAACCAACUUUUUGCGCACGGACCUUUUGGAGAUGCGUGGAGCCAGCGGUCACCACAGAGAUGCGUCUUGCUUUUUCUUUUUUGCAUAAUCUGAGCCGGGAGUUUACAGUCUGAUCCUUGCUGACAGGGAUCCUCUCUGGAACGCUUUGGCACAUGUUGACGCACAGUUUGGAUCGAGAGCGGGGCUCGUGAGGAGUCUCCCGCACACCGCAGCCUGCCAGAAGAGGAACUGCGCGGCCGUGUGCGUCGCGCAUCGGGACGCGCUGUGCUUUUACGCACUUGCCGCGCGACCCGCAACCCUUCACGUCUCCUUUAAGUUGACUUAAAAAAAAAAAAAAAGAAAAGAAAGGAAACAAGCGGCGUGGACGGACUCAGACGUCUGGACUGCGCGUGAGUCACCCGUGAGCAAACAUUUGGACGAGCGUCGCUCGUCGGCAGUGACACACUCCGGGGGAUCUUUAACGGUGCGCGCUGUGCACCGGCGGCGCACGCACGCAGGCACGCACCCGGGGGAACGAGUGGGGACGAGGCUCGGCGGGGCAGCCGGGGGAUUGGCCGCCGAGGUGCUAAAUGCCCAGCCGGUCGCUCGCGGCUCCUCGGGCUGGGCAACAUGAGGUCCUGGGUCCUGCUGCUGCUGCUGGCCGCGCUGCUGGCGGCCCGUCUGCGGAUCGGCAGCGCUGAGGGCGAUCCGCUCCCUCCAGCGCUGGUGGACCUGGUGAGGAACUCCCCCAUCUCCUCCGUGGAAGACCUGAAGCUGCUGCUGCAGCAGGAGACCAACGCAGUCGAAGACGAGGAGGACGAGCAUGACAUGGUCACGAACCACACCCGGGGUCGCUACGUUCGCAGUCUUGUGGAGGCGCAGCCGGCUCAGCAGGCGGCCUGCAAGGUCCGGACGGAGGUGAUGGAGGUGACGAGGUCCAUGCUGGACCGCCGCAACGCCAACUUCCUGCUGUGGCCGCCGUGCGUGGAGGUGCAGCGCUGCUCGGGCUGCUGCAACACGCGGCUGCUGCAGUGCGUCCCGACCGUCACGGCCAGCAGAUACCUGCAGGUGAUAAAGAUUCAGUACGUGAACAAGCAGGCGCAUUACGACAAGGCCAUCAUCUCCGUGGAGGACCACGUCAGCUGCCGGUGCCAGCUGCGGUUCCCCGCUCCUCCAACCCCGCUCCGCCCCCUCCCCCACUGCAGCUGCCCCCCCCCGCCCGCCCACCCGCCCCGGCCCCGCCUCCCGGCCUCCGCCAGGACUCAGACCUCCAAGGCCGACCUCCACCGCCACGACGACCUGAAGCACAACCAGCAGCACUACCGGGCCGAGGAGCGCGAGCCGGCGGCGAGGCAGUGGCAGCAGGGCGGCUACACCCAGCUGGUGCGCUGGACGCAGCCGCGGGUCACCGGCCUGCUGGGGGCGGCGCACGGCGUCCUGGGAGGCGCGCAGCCGGUGGGGCACGGCAGCGGCUACGACGGCAGCCGGGAGGAGAGCCACGCCUCCAACGGCGACGGAGACCAGCGGCAGCAGCCACACCGUCCAGCGGGAGCCGAGGACCGAGAGCUGAGGACGCAGUAUCGGCUCCACGCCCCUCAGUCGGACGCCGCCUCCCCGCCGCUCCCCCCAACGCAGCCCCCACCCGCAGGACAAACCCCCACCCAACCCCUGACCACCGUCCUCAAAGACUCAGUGACCAGCCCCACAUACUCAGAGGUCACGCGCUACAGACAGACCCAGACCGCCGCCGUCAGGCAGAGGGGAGGGGCCGAGCGGGAGGACGGCGGCUCCGCCCACAGCGGCGACACGGCCGGGGCGGAGCCGGCAGUUCGGGGGGCGGAGCCGACCGCUCGAGAGGCGGAGAAAGACUCUAAAGCAACGAGUGAGGACGGUGGUUUAACGGAGGAGGAGAGGAGGAAGAAACUUCUGGAGAUGGUACAGAAGGAGCCGGAUGUACAGACUCUUCAUCCUCAUCAUCCUCAGCAGAGACCAAAGCCCACCACAUUCAAAACAGCGUUCUCGACCGUGGCUCCCGCCUCGCCUCUGGCCCGCCAGGCGCCGUUCAGACCCGCUUCGCCCCGCCGCAGGAGAAAACACCGCAAGCGCAUCAGCAAAGCAGCCAUGAGGGCCAUGAUCAUGUAGAGCCCGAGGAAGUGGAUUAAGCUAACCAAAACAUUUUGGCCUGAAACGUUGCUCCAGACCGACACGGAGGCACAAACCGAGCGAGGAUUGAUUCUCCAGUGUGGACCAGUUGAGACUGGAGGCGGCGGACUGCGCUGCUGAGGAAACGCCACCCGGUCCAGAGGUGCUAAAGGAAGAUCCAGGCUUUAUGGAUUAAAUGAAAGUGCAAUCUGAUGAACUCCUCGAGGGCUGGAGGACCUUCGUCACACUAAAACACUGGAUUGGAUUGACUUGAGCCACACAGUCCGGCUGAAGCUGUGAGGAAAUCGGCCGGGCUGGGGGUCUCCUCAGGCGGUCAUUGAUUGGCCGCUGUGGAAAAUCUGACUGUGACUCUGAAUGUGGAGCUCGGGUCGAAGGACUGAACUUCUACACUGGGAUGAUAGCUGGAAACUGUAACGUGCAGCUGGGGCCUGGAUGCCAAACCCUACUGUUAUCCUAACAUUAUCUAACACUGGAGUAGCCACACACUGACCUAGAGAAGUGCUCUGCCGUGUACUGUAGCUAAAUGUACUGGAAAAUAUCAAUAACCCGCUCAUUUUGUACUACUGCCAGAUCAAAAACGGAAUGGAAUAACAACUAAAUGCCUGCUUAGAUAACCUGCUAUGAAUAUCCACGUCGAAGCAAGUCUUAAAGGCCUGGCUUUUAGAGAUCGCUGCCAGCCAGUUAUAGCCAACACUGUAAUGUAUAAAUGCUUUUAGAAAAUGAUUUCCAGGGGAAAAGAAAAGCAAAAGAACUUUAUUUCUUAACUUAUUUAAAAAAAAAAAAAACAAAACAGGAGGAUAUGAAGUCCUCUGGUUCUCAAGUGUAA
Messenger RNA from Salarias fasciatus (jewelled blenny), 3184 nucleotides. It is a transcript of the gene pdgfba, whose product is annotated as platelet-derived growth factor beta polypeptide a. The record is from RefSeq and is a predicted model, not a curated record. The coding region runs from base 826 to 2337 and encodes 503 amino acids. Gene Ontology annotation, molecular function: platelet-derived growth factor receptor binding; growth factor activity. Gene Ontology annotation, cellular component: membrane. NCBI's taxonomy places the organism in Eukaryota, Metazoa, Chordata, Actinopteri, Blenniiformes, Blenniidae. Gene Ontology annotation, biological process: positive regulation of ERK1 and ERK2 cascade; positive regulation of cell migration; platelet-derived growth factor receptor signaling pathway. The transcript is spliced from 8 exons.